CUUCCGCAGCAAGCAGUUGUGUUUAAGUUUUCGAAUGCAGUGUGUGAGACUUAUAAUGAGUCAUGGUUUCUUAUACACAAAUGCCGAAUUCGUGCUGUCAAUCGAAAUAUAAAUACUUUUAACUUUAACGGAACUGUGCUCCAUCCUGCCUAUGAUAUUUCUAUUAAUGGGCAAGUCUUUAAGAAAGCCAAUGGCUAUAAGCCAUGGCUCUUCAAGGCAUCUGUUGAUGGUUGUCAAUUUAUCAAGAGAGCGUAUAAUCCAGUUGCAAUACUUGUUUUUAAUCUCUUUAAAGAAUUUACAAAUUUUAAUCACUCAUGCCCCUAUAAUGGAACUCAAUUGGUUAAAGGUUUUUAUCUUCGACCUGAACUGUUAAAACUUCCAAUACCAAGUGGCGAUUAUUUGCUGUCAUUGACUUGGUUAUUUGAUAAGAGACCACAAUUUGUGACAAAUAUAUAUUUUGUAUUUGAAGAGGAUUUAUAA
Molecule: messenger RNA, 480 nt
Organism: Drosophila nasuta
Lineage: Eukaryota; Metazoa; Arthropoda; Insecta; Diptera; Drosophilidae
Exons: 2
Source: RefSeq, a predicted model, not a curated record